Molecule: messenger RNA, 3682 nt
Organism: Seriola aureovittata
Lineage: Eukaryota; Metazoa; Chordata; Actinopteri; Carangiformes; Carangidae
Gene: micall2a
Product: mical-like 2a
Exons: 17
Coding region: 119-2413 (764 amino acids)
Molecular function (GO): protein binding
Source: RefSeq, a predicted model, not a curated record
GGUCAAACCCUGAGCAGUGAGACACUUUGUUUUUACCUCUCUUUCCUCCGGCUCCUCCCCACGCUGACGGCUCUGCCUGUUGCGCACUCUUGUCAGCAGUGAGUGUUGAGCAGUGAGCAUGGCUGCCAUCAAGGCUCUGGAGCAGUGGUGUAAAAUGCAGUGUGAAGGCUACCGAGAUGUGGCCAUCACUAACAUGACGACCUCAUUCAGGAACGGACUGGCUUUUUGUGCGCUUAUACACAAGUACAGACCGGACUUGAUAGACUAUGACUCACUCAGAAAGGAGGAUGUGUUCGAGAACAACAGACUGGCUUUUCAGGUCGCAGAGGAGAAGUUGGGGAUCCCGGCUUUGUUGGAUGCAGAAGACAUGGUGGCUUUAAGGAUCCCAGACAGGCUGAGCAUUCUCACCUACGUCUCCCAGUACUACAACUACUUCAAGGGGCGGCCUCCGAUGGGAGGUGUAAAAAGGCCAGCAGAGGGCUCCAAGGAGGAGCCAUCAGAGAAGAAAAAUCUCCCAGUGGUUGCCAAGACCUUUGUGUCUAAAACCGCCAUCGAGAACCGUCUACCUUCCACUCUCAAGGCUCAGACCUCACCCACGUUGUCCAGAGCUGCUGCUCAGAAGGCGGUUUUGGCAGAAAAUGCCAACAAAAGCGGGACCCUCAAUAGCAAAUGUGUUGCAUGCAAGAGCCACGUUCAUCUGGUUCAGAGGCACCUUGUGGACGGGAAGCUCUAUCACAGAAGCUGUUUCAAAUGCAGCGAAUGCUCCAGCGUGCUUCAUGCGGGAGGCUACAAACCUGGGAAGAGUCCAGACACUUUUAUCUGUAACGCCCACCAGAACAGUUGUAAACCUUCUUCCUCCGAGGCUGGGAUCAAAAACGGACCCGCCAGUUCAGCUGUACGAAUAAAUGGUGCCAGCCAGACCCAGCCUGCACCACGCCCCUCUUCCGUGCUGUCAGCCCCGCUGAAUGUUGUUCUGAAGCCAGUCAAUCCUCCUCCACCUUCCCAGUCCUGGACGGUCUCAGCCCAGAAGACUCAGGCAGCCCGGCAGAGGUUUUUCCAGACUGCCAAGCCAGUCACAGAGGCCACAGCAGACAACAGGAAGCCCACAGAGCCCUCAACUGUUUUAGGAAGGGCAAAGGCCCCACUGAGUCCUAAUGAUGAGAAGAACAGAGCCAGGACUACAAUUGGAAAGAAACUAGCAGAAGAAAACCGCAACAAUAACAACAAACGCCCGUUCACCAUCCGCUCAGCAGAAAGACGGUUUGGAGAUGAGCCAAGUUCAGCUGACAGCCCCAGUCUCAGAAAGGAUAAAUGCAGCCAAGGCCCAGCAGGAAACUGGGCAAGACAGCCCUCCACCAGCCAGACAAACAAUAAGGAAUCGCCAUGUCUGAAGGCCGUGAACAUAGACAACACAAGGCCAACAACUGUACACACAACAGCCAAAGAUCCAGUCUGCCUAGAGGGACAGUCAAAGCUCAGAGCUGCGAGAACCGAGCUAGGUCUGAAAGAUGCUGAAGCUGAACCCUCCACUGAGCAACAUAAGCCUCGAUUCAUGUCCUCAAAUGCCUCCGUCAUUACAACAAGGCCUCCGUCGUCCCCACCACCUGCAGCACCUCCAGUCAGCGUUGCUCUGUUUGAUCCCGCGCACUUUGUGGAUGUCUCUCCACAGAAACCUCUGCCUGCCUCUGGAAACCUCAGUUUUAAACAUGGGAGUCGCUCGCCUGUGAAAUCCCCACCCAGACGACCAGCUGUGGAAUCUAUUAGCUUCUCCACCACUGCUCCAGCCAAUCACGGAAAUCCGCCAGGCGCUAAAAAGGGAAAGUAUUUGUCACCCACCAACGCCUCCAGGACUGAAAUGAGGUCACCCUCUGUGAAGUCUUAUCACAUCCCGGUGGAGCAGAUUGAGACGGAGCUGAAUGAUAUUGAGACGAACUUGGCUCAGUUGGAGAAGGAGGGUGUGGAGCUGGAAAAGAAGCUGCGCAGCUGUGAAGAAGAGGGAGAGGGAGACGUACUGAUGGACCCACUGAUGGUCGACUGGUUCAACCUGAUUCGAAGGAAGCAGAUGUUCAUUAGGAAGGAGUCGGAGCUUGUGUACACAGCCAGGACUCAGGAGCUGGAGCAGCAGCAGCCAGGUGUGGAGGGGGAACUUCGCAGGCUGCUGGAGAAGCCAGAUCAUUUAAAGUCCAGAGAGGAGCAACAGCGGGAGACGUUUUUGAUGCACAGGCUGAUGGAGAUUGUGGACGGCAGAAAUGCGAUUGUGGAGGGUCUGGAUGAAGACAGGCUGAGGGAAGUGGAGGAGGAUCAGCAGCUGAAUGAAAUGAUGAAAAAUCUUGGAGUAAAGAAAGCCAAAAAUAAGAGGAAAUCCUCCAUCUCGAAACUGUUCAGACGAAGAAGUAAAAGACGAGUGGAAUGAUGGAUUUUUUUUUUCUACUAAACCUUGUUAUUUUAUUAAUGUAUUAAUAUUCCUUAUAUUGAAUUCUAAGCUUUUUAUAUUUAAGUUCUGCAGUAGAUGGUGUGCUAAUGAAAAGGCAAAGGAAAAGGUGUCGAAUGAAGAAGCAUAAUGUUUUUAAUUCUCCCAAAUUUUGGUUCAAGAUUCACCUUCAGUUCUUAGUUUGGUGGUAUUUAAGUGGGGCAAGAAAUUUCUCUGUAGGUUGUGACUCAGUCUUUACUUUUUUUCACAAGGGGUGUCAUGUUUUUUCACAAUUGUUUUUCACAUUUAAAAGAAAAAAGAAAAGAAGGUGUUUAAUUACGUAGCCAACACUGCUGUGAAUGUUUCCUUUAUAUCGAUUUUUAAAAAGCCACUAUUUAUGGAUAUAGAUGUUAUGUAAAGGUGCUUUAUGUUUCAUUGAAUGAUUGGAGUGAGGUGUCUCAUUUUAAGGUUUAGCAAAUUAAAAUGCACUUGGUCAAAAAAAAUUGGAUGCUGGGAAGUUAAAAUCAAAUAUCAUGAUGUGUAAAUUACAAAGGGAGCACUGGAUGCUCCACGUGCAAAUAGGACUGAAGAGAAUAAAUGUGUAAUCCUUCAACAGCCUUGAUCCAAAAUGAAAUUAUUUCAGUAUUUAUUUAAUAAUGGAUUUUAACAAAUUUCCUGUAAGGAUAUUAGCAGGAGGAAAAAAAAAGCCUUGACAAUUAAGUUUGAAUGGCUGUGGAGUGUAAAAUGGAGAGCCACACAUGUUGAACUGCCUUGUUGCAGACUGGAGCUCCCCUCUCACUCUGUACUGUAGGUGGCAGCCUGGGUAUGCUGUAUCACAAGGCAAGAACUUGGAAAUCCAAUUUGCCACAGUACAGACAGUUAAUUUCUUUGCUAAUUUUAUAAAUGCUGCAAAAAUGUUCAGCUGUGCUGAUGCAAUAAUGUUAUGUGAAAGAGGAUUAGGUAGAGCAGUAGCUUAUGGCCGGCGAAGGCUUAUAAACUAUAGGUUGUAUUGAGCUCUUUAUCUUCAAACCUGGUUUAAUUAAACAUUACUCUUUACUAAUAUCUGCAUCAGAAUUGCUCUGCACCUGAGCUAUUAAAAUGUUCAAACGACGCGUAGAGUCACUCGUGUGUGAAAAUGGCAUUCACAGUGUUUGUGAGGGACGUACUGUAAUGUUGCAAUUUUAGAAGUGUUAUUGAAUGCUAUGUUGUACUUGUACUCUAUUUAUAUUUUUAAACUUGAAAUCUGUUGUCCAAUAAAUCCUUUGAAGAUUA